AUGAAUUUUACCGAGGCUACCAUCGCUGGCGGCUGCCUGAAGCUUGAGGCUUCACGAAAAAUUGAAACUCGAGGAAGUCGGAGCAGGAAGAGAAGAAGCACGCCGAAGACGAGUCUGGCGACGCGAAGACGAUACACGAGAAGACAGAUAACAGAACUGCUUUUCGAGAGUUGCAUCGAUUGUGGAAAAAUGGCUUCUAUUCCGCAAGGUGCUUUCGCAGUGUCAAAAGUUCGCUCUAAUGAGAAGCAUGCUGUUUCUAUGUCCAUAAUGGAAAGAAAAGACAAGGCUGAAGAAAAGAGAGAAAAUGUAUUUAAUCCGAGAUGUUCUUUAAAUGGUUUGGAGUUGACGCCGCUCAAAUACAAUAGCAAGUUAAUGAACAGCAUUUGGGGCCUGUACAAUCGUUACUCAGUUCAUAACUUUAAGAAGAACACUGAUGCUGAGAAGGGGGCCCGCGGCGGGGUGGCCGCGGCGAUCUGGGGUGCUAUUUUGGAGUACCAGCCCCCGAGCGCCAAUGCCGCCGCCACCACCACCGCGGAAGCCCCCCCGAUCAUGAGGACCGGAAAUCGUCUUUAACGUGACGUGGUCGCGUCACUUUGAAAAGCCAUUUAAAAAUAAUAGUCGGGAAAUAAGCGCAAAUUAUGCGCAUAAUUACAAAAUAAGUUGGGGUAAAAAAUAUAUAAAUACGCGUAUUCGCGUGGAGAAGAUUGUGUGUACAUGAAAGAUAUAUUAGUAAUUAUAUUAUGUAGUAAUUACAUAGAUACAAGUUUUAUGAAGAUUCUAAAUGGCCAGUUUGGCGUUUGUACUGCGUGCGUUUUACAUUGUAAACCUCGAUUAUGUUAUUUCAGCAUCAUUGUAUCAUUUUUUUGCUGUGUUCUUAUUGUUGCUUACUUCGUUCGUUUUAAGAACUGAGCUGUUGUUUAUAUUCGCACUAAGCAACUUAAAAUCGUGCUCUCAUCGUAAUAAUCAGAUAAGAUUAUUGUAGCAGUAUUUAAUAUUCCGUUUAAGAAUAUAUUUCUUGAGAGUCUGGAAUCGAAUCGUUUAAAAAGUUUAAAACUUUUUUCCUAUUAAAUUUUUGUGUAAAAAAUGAAAACUUUUAUUUCAAAGAACAUAUUGAAAACAUGUAAGAUUGAUUGUCAAAUACAAAGUAUUUAUGACAUAGUUAUUGCUAAUAAAAAAUUGCUAAUGGA
This is a messenger RNA of Monomorium pharaonis (pharaoh ant), 1187 nucleotides long. RefSeq lists its product as uncharacterized. The transcript has 3 exons. The coding region runs from base 1 to 573 and encodes 190 amino acids. The record is from RefSeq and is a predicted model, not a curated record. Lineage: Eukaryota; Metazoa; Arthropoda; Insecta; Hymenoptera; Formicidae.